AUGUCCGAUCAGCGACGAGACCGUCGACCCAAUACCCGUCGCGACUGGGACGCCCCCGACCGGCGCGACGACGGACCUCGUGGUGGUGGCGGCGGCGGCGGCCGACGCAGCAACUACCGUUCGAGGUCGCGAGACCGCGGCGGGCGCGCCGACGACCGCUCCCGCUCCCCCGAUCGUCGCAACAACUACCGCGAGCACGGAGAACGCGAUGCCGACGGUCGUGGUGGUCGUGGCCGAGGAGGACGAGGCGGACGUGGAGGAGGAGGCGGUCGUGGAGGAGGAGGCGGCGACGGCAGACGAGACGGCGACUACAGAUCACGGCGUAACGACGACUACCGCCGCCGAGACUACGACAAUGACGACGACGGCUACAAUCGUAGAGGAGGAGGCCGCGACCGCCGGCGACGCUCCCCCUCACGCAGCCGCAGCCCGCCUCGAGGUCCCCGCGGCCGCCCCGACGAAAACGACGACGGCGACCGCAUGGACCGGGACCCCACGCCCCCUCCCGCCAAGAGCAAGAAGACGGUGCCGGUGACGGCCGGCGAGGACGGCGAAGACGACGACGACGAGAUGGCCGCCAUGCAGGCCAUGAUGGGCUUCGGCGGCUUCGGCACCACAAAGGACAAGCGCGUCGCCGGCAACAACGUCGGCGCCGUGCGCAAGGAGAAGAAGACCGAGUACAGGCAGUACAUGAACCGACUCGGCGGCUUCAACCGGGCGCUGAGUCCGACCCGCGAUUGA
Messenger RNA from Cordyceps fumosorosea ARSEF 2679, 741 nucleotides. RefSeq lists its product as hypothetical. Gene Ontology annotation, cellular component: precatalytic spliceosome. The transcript is spliced from 2 exons. Bases 1 to 741 code for a protein of 246 amino acids. NCBI's taxonomy places the organism in Eukaryota, Fungi, Ascomycota, Sordariomycetes, Hypocreales, Cordycipitaceae. Gene Ontology annotation, biological process: RNA splicing. The record is from RefSeq and is a predicted model, not a curated record.